Rosa chinensis is the source of this 3207-nucleotide messenger RNA. RefSeq names its product kinesin-like protein KIN-8B. Bases 292 to 2403 code for a protein of 703 amino acids. Lineage: Eukaryota; Viridiplantae; Streptophyta; Magnoliopsida; Rosales; Rosaceae. Gene Ontology annotation, biological process: microtubule-based movement. The record is from RefSeq and is a predicted model, not a curated record. The transcript is spliced from 15 exons. Gene Ontology annotation, molecular function: microtubule motor activity; microtubule binding; ATP binding.
UGUCUCUCUCUCUCUCUCUCUCUCAGUCUCAGCUCUGUGCGAUAUGCCGGCGAAGCAGCGAAUCUUCGCCCCAGCUUAGCUCCACGAAGAUUUGCUUGUCUCUUUCUCUCUGUUGUCUUCUCCUCUCCAAACUCCGAAACGCGUCGUUGAAUGUGGCAAGAGCUGAAGCAAAUGACCUUAUUAGCCUUUGCAUUCUGAAACGGAGAACCACAUUCAUCACUCUUUUGGGGGUUAGGGUUAAGUUUUGGUUGCCGAAGCUGUGUCGGUGCUGGAAAUCGAUGUUGAUCAGCCAUGCCGAGUAUUAGAGCUCCGGCGGCCAAGAAAGCCACUACACUAACGGUUGCUGUGAAAUGCAGGCCGUUCAGGGAGAGAGAGCGCGGCCGCGACAUUGUUAAAGUGAUUGACAAUAAGGAGGUGCUUGUGUUGGAUCCUGAUCUGUCCAAGGACUACCUGGAGAGGAUACAGAAUCGAACCAAGGAGAAGAAGUAUUGCUUUGAUCAUGCAUUCGAUCCGGACUGUACUAAUUUGGAUGUCUACACAAAAUGCAUAUCGUCCGUGAUCUCUGGGGUUGUUCAUGGUCUCAAUGCAACUGUGUUUGCGUAUGGUUCUACCGGAAGUGGUAAAACAUAUACAAUGGUGGGGACACAAAAUGAUCCCGGGCUCAUGGUUCUCAGUUUGCAUACAAUAUUUGAUCUGAUAAAAAAGGACAAGAGCUCUGAUGAAUUUGAAGUUUCCUGCUCCUAUCUUGAAGUCUAUAACGAAGUUAUCUAUGAUUUGCUUGAAAAGUCAUCCGGCCAUUUGGAACUCAGAGAGGAUCCAGAGCAAGGAAUCAUUGUUGCUGGCCUGAGGUGUAUAAAGGUUCAGUCAGCUGAUAAGAUCCUUGAACUCUUAAACGUGGGGAAUAGCCGACGGAAAACUGAAAGCACGGAGGCUAAUGCAACAUCUUCUCGAUCGCAUGCAGUGCUGGAAAUAAAAAUUAAAAGAAAACAGAAAAAUAAGUACCGGAAUCAAAUAAUGCGAGGCAAACUCGCUCUCGUGGAUCUUGCCGGCAGUGAACGUGCUUCUGAAACAAACAAUGGAGGCCAAAAGUUAAGGGAUGGUGCCAAUAUUAACCGUUCACUUCUUGCCUUAGCAAACUGCAUAAAUGCUCUGGGGAAACAGCAAAAAAAGGGUCUUGCUUAUGUACCUUAUCGCAACAGCAAAUUGACACGAAUACUCAAAGAUGGUCUGAGUGGUAAUUCUCAGACAGUCAUGGUUGCUACUGUAUCCCCCGUUGACAGUCAGUAUCAUCACACUGUGAAUACUUUGAAGUAUGCAGAUCGAGCAAAGGAGAUAAAGACACACAUCCAGAAAAACAUUGGCACUGUUGAUACACAUGUAUCAGACUACCAACAAAUGAUUGACAGUCUUCAAGUUGAGGUUGGCCGUUUGAAAAAAGAACUAGCUGAAAAGGAAUCACAACUAAGUGUCAAACCGGUUGAGAAGGCUGCAGAUGAUGAGCUUUCUUGGUUGAAUAUUUUGAGCCAUGAAACCAGUGAAAAUGUUCAGGAAAGAAUAAACCUACAGAAGGCAUCAUUUGAGCUUGAGGAAACCAACCGUCGUAACCGCACUGAACUACAACAGCUUGACGAUGCUAUAGCAAAACAACAGGCUCUUGAAAAAGAUGGAGAAGUAGUAGAGGCUUUAAGAGCAAGACGGCAAGUCAUUUUAGAUAACAUUCGUGAGAAUGAUGAAGCUGGUGUCAAUUACCAGACGGAAAUUGAAGCAAAUGAGAAGCAUAGAUAUCAACUCCAACAUAUGAUUGAGGAGGCCAUCAGUAACAAUGGCAACAAAACUUACUUGCGCAUUCUUAGCCAACACAGGUUAUUGGGAAUGGCUAAUGCUGAGCUUCAAUUUGAAAUGGCAAUGAGGGAUCAAGUCAUUAACAACCAACGGGAAGCACUGAAAAACAUGUGGGACUUGCUGAUGGGGUUAGGACUUGAUGAAAGACAGGUCUUGGAUCUUGCAGUUAAGCAGGGAAUCACAAUAGAAGAUGGGGCCACAACUCCCCGACUUGGCCUUUCUGCAAGGGAGCAGUCACCAGAUUUAGGUUACGGCAGCAGACAUACUGCUUUUGGUCAGUCUCCUGGCAUGGGGCAAUCGUAUUCUAGAUCAUCUUGUAUCUUUCAGCAAACUCAAGACUUUGGUUCAAGGUCAUCCCCCCAGGGACAUUCGGAUAUGGCUCAGUCUUUUUGCAGGGAGGAGCGCUCCUUCUACUUAAUGUCUCAUGACCAUUCCCCUUCGGCAUUUAUGAGGAUGAGGACAAGUAGUGAGCACUGGUUUGCUGGCAGGCCUAGUUCGUUGUUUGGUAAUCUUGAUAAACAUCCUCAAGAUUUGCGAACAUCAUAUCCAGGCACUGGGUAACACAAGCUUUGCCUUAUAGUAAACUCUGCCUACCAGCUUCAUCUCUUGGUGAUUUUUGAAAAGCGGAACAAGGAUGGAUUGAAUAGGACAUCAAUUGCUGGUCAAUCUCCACCAUAUGAUACAGCCCCAUUGAAACAGGGUCCUGAUAUGUGCAGCUCAAAGUAUGCGGGCGUCACAGUAUUGAAACCUUACACUUCCCCACAUGCCUCCGUUUACUACUACAAUGUGGAAUUUUUUUGGCUCCAGUAACCCCAAGAAGUCUCAUGUUAUCAGCCCUUCUCUUCCCUCAUCUUUUUCUUUCUCAACCCUCUCUUCUUCCACUAUUGUACAUAUAUCUAGCAUUGUUGGGGGUUUCUCUAGGUGAACUUGGCAGUUGAUUUAUUUUUGGUUGAUGACUUUAUGCAAAGAGCCGGGGUUUUAGGAUUGGAGGAAGAAGAGAAGAAAGAGGGUAGUUAGAACGUUUGAACACUUUAACACUUGACUUGCAGAAUGUAGUUCGAGUUCGUUGUACCUAUAUUAUGGAACCAAGAUCCAAGUCUAACCUCAGGUAAAUGAGAGUUAAUGUGAAAGUCUGCACAGUGCCCAGGAAAAGUUGUAGCAUAGAACUCGUUCUUUUCUUUAUGAUGACUCUCCCUGAUCACCACUUUCCCCUGUAUAUUCAGUAAUCAGUACUAAUUUUUCUCAUGACCUUGUACAUCCUCAAAAUACAGUAAUUGGGGAGCUCUGAUGUUUUAUUCUUUAAUUCCUCGUCGGUUAAAGACCCAAACUUGCAGCUUUGUGCGAAAUGCAGAGAUCCACUUCUAA